Molecule: messenger RNA, 896 nt
Organism: Pteropus alecto (black flying fox)
Lineage: Eukaryota; Metazoa; Chordata; Mammalia; Chiroptera; Pteropodidae
Gene: APRT
Product: adenine phosphoribosyltransferase
Exons: 5
Coding region: 89-631 (180 amino acids)
Biological process (GO): AMP salvage; adenine salvage
Cellular component (GO): cytoplasm
Molecular function (GO): adenine phosphoribosyltransferase activity; AMP binding; adenine binding
Source: RefSeq, a predicted model, not a curated record
GUCCCAUCCCUCACGCGCGGCCGGGUCCCCGCGCAGGCGCGCAGCCGCCGAGCCCUCCCGGCCGCUCUGGACACGCGCGGUCUCGGCAAUGGCGGACCCGGAGCUGCAGCUCGUAGCGCGGCGCAUCCGCGCUUUUCCGGAUUUCCCCAUCCCGGGCGUGUUAUUCAGGGACAUCUCGCCCCUCCUAAAGGAUCCCGACUCCUUCCGCGCCUCUAUCAAUCUCCUGGCGAACCACCUGAAGAAGACCCAUGGCGGCAAGAUCGACUACAUCGCGGGCCUAGACUCUCGAGGCUUUCUGUUUGGCCCCUCCCUAGCCCAGGAGCUUGGCUUGGGCUUCCUGCUCAUCCGAAAGCAAGGGAAGCUGCCGGGCCCCACCGUGUCUACCUCCUACGCACUGGAAUACGGGAAGGCUGAGUUGGAAAUCCAGAGAGAUGCCCUGGAGCCAGGGCAGAAGGUGGUCAUCGUGGACGAUCUGCUGGCUACUGGUGGAACCAUGUGCGCAGCCUGUAAGCUGCUGGACCAGCUGCAUGCAGAGGUGCUGGAAUGCGUGAGCGUGGUGGAGCUGACCUCGCUGAAGGGCAGGGAGAAGCUGGGGCCCGUGCCCUUUUUCUCCCUCUUACAGUAUGAGUGACCCAGGCGCCUUUCCCAACACCAGCUGGAAAAAGUACAGCCUGUUGCUACAGUGACCUCCAGUGGCCGCCAGGGGGCACUGACUGCCCACUUGGACUUUUUAAAAUCCUUUUCUAGGGUUGAGUGACUUUCCAGCACCUGGGACCCUUCCUGCAGGUUCUGGAGGCGCAGAGGUCUAAAGCUGAUAGCCCAAGGCAAAGCCAAGCCCAGGCUGCUCAAGUUCUUUUACAGAGAAAUGAAAACAUGAAUAAUCAACUUUGCUAGAA